Molecule: messenger RNA, 751 nt
Organism: Notothenia coriiceps (black rockcod)
Lineage: Eukaryota; Metazoa; Chordata; Actinopteri; Perciformes; Nototheniidae
Product: trace amine-associated receptor 7e-like
Biological process (GO): G protein-coupled receptor signaling pathway
Cellular component (GO): membrane
Molecular function (GO): trace-amine receptor activity
Source: RefSeq, a predicted model, not a curated record
AUGAGCAGUCUGGAGCUAUGCUACCCUCAGCUCCUGAACUGGUCCUGCAGGGGAUUAGAGCGUCCUAACUCUGAGGCUGUCCUCCUCUACACGCUGUUCUCCUCCAUCGCCGUGAUCACUGUUGCUCUCAACCUGCUGGUGAUCAUCUCCAUCUCCCAUUUCAGACAUCUUCAAACCCCACCCAAGCUGCUCCUUCUCGCCCUGGCUAUAUCAGACCUCCUCGUUGGACUGCUUGUGAUACCUGUUGAAAGUAUGCGAAUCAUCGAAUCCUAUUGGUUGCUAGGUGAUAUCAUGUGCAGUCUGUCAUUCUUUCUUAGCUUUACUCUCACCUCAGCCUCGGUCGGCAUCAUAGUGCUCAUCUCGAUUGAUCGAAUUGUAGCAAUCAAUUAUCCUCUGCAGUACAUCAACAAGAUAACUCGCAGAAGAACUGAGGUCUGUGUGUGUCUGUGCUGGGGCUGCUCAUUUCUCUACAACGGGCUGAUUUUAAAAGGACAAUUUCCGUCUAAGGGACAACACUGUAAUGGUGAGUGUAUAGUGGUGAUUAACUAUGUCUCUGAAGCUGUGGAUAUUGUGGUCACAUUCAUCGGCCCCUGCUCAGGAGAGGAUGAUUUACAAGUUGUGGGUAUUGUGACCUGGUUGUUGUAUUUUAAUUCUUGUUUGAACCCACUCAUGUAUGUUUUUUUAUAUCCUUGGUUCAAAAAAACUAUCAAGUUUAUUGUGACCCUGAAGAUACUUGAGCAGAACUCCUCAU